AUGAAACGUGAUAUCAAAUCCCUACUAACUGAUCAGAAGUUCACUGUUACAGAACUGAAAGAUGCUGAAACAUCUAUUGUGAGAUUCAUACAAUCAGAACAUUACAGGUCAGAGAUAAACGACUUGAGGAAAUCUGGGUCAGUGAAUAGGAAUAGUGGAAUUCGCAGAUUGAGCCCAUUUCUUCAUGACGGACUACUGCAUGUUGGAGGUCGUCUAUCACGAGCGCGCAUAUCUGAAGAUAUGAAGCAUCCUAUUCUGAUCCCUUGUACCAGUCCUAUCAGUAUCUUGAUCAUCAGAGAGAUUCAUGAGAAUUCUGGACAUAUUGGACGUUCACAGGUACUGUCUACUUUGAGACAGCGCUAUUGGAUAACGAAGGCAAAUAGCACAGUCCGCAGCGUCAUCAACAAAUGUACAACAUGUCGAAGAUAUAAGAGGCAGACAAGUACUCAGCUCAUGUCGGACUUACCAGAGAAAAGAGUUAAUCCAGCUCCUCCAUUUGCAUAUUGUGGUGUGGAUUUCUUCGGCCCACAUACAGUGAAAGAAGGAAGAAAAAGCGUGAAACGUUACGGGGCUCUCUUCACUUGUUUCACCAGUCGAGCUAUCCAUAUCGAAGUAGCAAAUUCCUUGAGCACAGAUUCUUUCAUACAGGCCUUGCGUCGUUUCAUCGCAAGAAGAGGACCUGUACAGGAAAUCCAUUGUGAUAAUGGUACAAACUUCACCGGGGCAGCAAAAGAACUUGAACAAUCUGUACAAGAAAUGGAUCAGUCUAGAUUACAUGAGUACUUGCUGAAAAGCAACAUUUCCUGGAAGUUUAACCCACCAACAGCUAGUCACAUGGGCGGCGUGUGGGAGCGACUUAUACGUUCCGUGCGUACUGUUCUUAAUCCCCUACUGCGAGAGUUUGGAGAGCGAAUAGAUGAUGAGUCCUACAGAACACUGCUGACUGAAGUUGAAGGUAUUGUAAAUUCCCGACCCUUGACAACGUCGUCUGAUGAUCCGCUUGAUCUCCAGCCUCUAACGCCAAAUCACCUCCUCAUGGUGAAAACACAAGUCUUUAUUCCUCCGCCUGGAACAUUUCAGAGGAAUGAUGUCUAUAUGCGUCAACGUUGGAGAUGUGUUCAACAUUUGACCAACCUUUUCUGGACAAGGUGGAAAAAUGAGUAUCUCCUUACCUUACAAAAACGUCAAAGUGGAAUGCUCCGAAACGUAACUUUGAAGUAG
This is a messenger RNA of Haliotis rubra (blacklip abalone), 1221 nucleotides long. RefSeq lists its product as uncharacterized. Gene Ontology annotation, biological process: DNA integration. Gene Ontology annotation, molecular function: nucleic acid binding. NCBI's taxonomy places the organism in Eukaryota, Metazoa, Mollusca, Gastropoda, Lepetellida, Haliotidae. The transcript has a single exon. Bases 1 to 1221 code for a protein of 406 amino acids. The record is from RefSeq and is a predicted model, not a curated record.